Molecule: messenger RNA, 1659 nt
Organism: Amoebophrya sp. A25
Lineage: Eukaryota; Dinophyceae; Syndiniales; Amoebophryaceae
Source: the annotation of a GenBank genome assembly
AGAGCAUUGAAAUAUGGAACUCAAGAACAAAAGAACAAGGAAACAAAAGUUAAUGAUUUCCAAACAAAGAACAAAAGUAAACAGGAGUCGACUUAAGUGGAAAGAUUUUACGACUAAAAAGUCUGAGAACGAGUGGCUCAUCUUUCAUCUACUCCACUACAAGUACAACGUCCGUGUCACAGCAAGAAAAAGUAAAAAUGUCUCUCCCGAUCCAAGUAGACGAUCAUAUUCAGCCCGACGGCCCUGCCGGCUUAGGCAUGGGCAAGCCGAGUCGAUCGUUCGGCGAAAUCCUGAGGGAUUAUGACGCGAUGUCUGCGGAGUCUGGCCUAGAUGAUGAGCUUAUGCGAACACCGCCAACGAUGACGCGAGAGCCACUGGAAGUAGUUGUGGAAGGAGAGACAUCACUGGAAGCGAGGUUACUAACCUUAUGGGUACUUAGCUUGUUAGACGGGGUUCUUGGAUCGUCAUUUAAGUUUAACUGGUACUUCUACAAUCGAGCAGAUGUCGGUGGGGCUCGAUCAUAUGCAGGAUCCAAGACCUAACCUAACCAGAUCAUGAACGGGCUACUAAGUAACAUCUCUCAUCAAAACCAUUCUCACGUCUUCCAAAAACAAAGUCCCAAGUCAUAUUAGAUACACUCAUGAACAUGAUCUUCUAAUACAAGAAUCCAAAGGCAAGCCUUCAUCUAUCUAACAUCCAAUGCCAAAAGCAAACCCGCACCCAGCAGUACUGGCCCUUCUUUAGCCGAGUUGGAGUUGGCGGAAAGGGAGUUGAGGGAUUUUGUGAAAGGUCCGAAUCAAAGUUGGCGGCAACUGUGCGAAGCAGAGCGAAAACGAUGGACAGCAGCAGAACUGGAGAUCCGCAGGCUAGAAGAUCAAGCAUUGCAGGUGAGGAAUGAGGUAUGGCGAUGAAGAUUCAGAGGGGGGUUCUUGUGAAGAAUGUCGCUCGGUUGUUUUUUGAGUGUUUUUUGAUGAGUGUACCCCUUUCUCCUAGAAGUCUGGAUCGAUGUGGAAUGGUUAAGGCUUGCUUCACAGAUCUUUUUAACUUAGCUAGGUUAUUUAGGUGCUAUUUUACAGCUCCUAGCUCUAAACAUGUAUGGCACAGCGUGACCAUCUUAGCGCUUCCAACUUCAUUCAUUCCUGUAAGUCUCGGCUCUUUUCUCACGCUUAGCUGAGAUUGAUAUGAAAGGAAGAUUGACUAGUUGUAUUAAGUUUCUUUUCACUAGGCGGGUCAGGGUUUUUCAUCGAAGGAAUCAGUGAGAGCAUCUCCACCAUCUCCUUGUUGCUUCCACUCCCCUAGACGAGACCUUACCCUUCAUCUCGGAACGAACGCAAAGCUGCUUUGCGGCAGCACGUUGCAGAGGCGAGGGAACGUGCCAGUUUGAUUGUGGCUGAAUACGAGGCACAGCUCGAAACACUCAAGGAUAGAUACGAGACACGCAUAUGCGAAAUUCAAAACGAAAGGAAGCUGGCGGCCGAUGAGGAGGAGGAGACGAGGUAGUUUGAAAAAUCCAUUCGGCUUGAUAAUUACGAUGAUGAGGAAGAGACGAGGUAGUUUGAAAACUCCAUACGGCUUGCUAAUUGCCGAUGCCAUCAUCGAUGAAAAAUCGGAAUCUUCUAAAUAGUGAUUUUUGAACCUCCGAAACCUGAAACAGGUUAG